Messenger RNA from Scomber scombrus (Atlantic mackerel), 1554 nucleotides. It is a transcript of the gene eef1akmt1, whose product is annotated as EEF1A lysine methyltransferase 1. The transcript has 5 exons. Gene Ontology annotation, molecular function: protein-lysine N-methyltransferase activity; nucleic acid binding. NCBI's taxonomy places the organism in Eukaryota, Metazoa, Chordata, Actinopteri, Scombriformes, Scombridae. The record is from RefSeq and is a predicted model, not a curated record. Gene Ontology annotation, biological process: methylation. The coding region runs from base 108 to 761 and encodes 217 amino acids.
CACAUGUUCACAACAGAAGCAGAAAGAUCCCCAAGAAGAACUUCCUCUCCUUCAUUCCUUAAGAACAGUAGAUCUCCUACACUUCUUCCUCCUCUGACCCGUCAGAGAUGAGUGACAGCGAUGACGACGUCCCCACCCUGUCGGCUCACACUCUGGCCGCCCUGCAGGAGUUCCUCAGUGAGACAGGCAGCGAUCAGCCUCACAGCACCGAGCCCUCUGACCAGUUUGCCGUGGGAGCGGUGGAGGAAGACUGGCGGAUGAGCCAGUUCUGGUACAGUGAUGAAACAGCAACAAAGUUAGCUGAGGAGGUCAUACGUGAAGCUGGAGAGGGAGGCAGGAUAGCGUGUGUGAGCGCGCCCAGUGUGUACCAGAAGCUGAAGCAGGGCGUGGUGGACGGGUCCGACCGGGUGUCAGCUGUGGUGCUGGAGUACGACCGCCGCUUCGCCUCCUACGGCGACGACUUCAUCUUCUACGACUACAGCGAGCCGCUCUCCUUCCAGUCCAGAGUGGCUCCUCAGAGCUUCGACGUCGUCCUCGCCGACCCGCCGUACCUGUCUGAGGAGUGUCUGGGCAAAGUGGCCAAAACCAUCAAGUACCUGAGCAAAGGCAAAGUGCUGCUGUGCACAGGAGCCAUCAUGGAGAGCGUGGCUAAAGACCUGCUGGAUUUAAAGAUGUGCAGCUUCCUGCCGCAGCACAAAAGAAACUUGUCCAACGAGUUCCGCUGUUUCGUCAACUACCAGUCCCGCCUCCUGUCCUGCUGAGCCGCCGACCCCUCCUUCUGAUCAGCUGAUCGGAGCGGACUCAGGAUGGAGGAGGGACGACGUCACUCAGACAUCUCUGAGCACGGAGCCUGGCUCUGUUCUGCAGCAGCGCUCUUCUGCUGCUGAUGGAUGAACAGAAACAUUAAGACCUGCAGCAACGGUGGAAACACGUCGCCCCGUGAUUUUGCAUUUUAGUUUAUUUUGGUUCCAAGUGGACUCAGGCCUGUAAACAAGUCGGCUUGUUGACUCAGCAACAUUUUGGGAACCUUCUGGUUCACAACUGAAACAAUCACUGAACACAUUACAGAACAUUUUCAUAGUCAGUUAAUAGAAUAAGCCAGUAGCCAGCAAAUAUUGAGUGGUUUCAGCUCCUUCAGUGUGAGGUUAUGCUGCUUUUGUUUUUACAUUUUUUUAAAAAUCAAAUUUAUUUUAAUCAAAUGUCACAGUCGGUUGGCCAAAAUGUCUCAAAUGAAGCUCUAGAACACUGAGCUGGACGUGUUUCACUGUUAUAAAGAUCAGGUCACACUUCUCAGCCUCUGAAAACAGUUUUAUAGUAAACUGAAAACAGUCCCCUGUGGUUUGGACCCAGCUCUGUCAAGUCUGACAACCCCCCCGCCCUCCUCCUCCCUGAUGAUGUGACAGUGAAGUCAGCAGGGUUAUAUUGUUCUGGCUCAGACACUUGACUGAAAUUGAAAAACAUACUGAAUGUCCAGAUUGUCACUAACAGCUGCUCAGUGUGCUGUGGAGCUUUAACUGAAUUGGACCAUCAAACACGCAGUCAUGUGGAUUAUUU